GGAAGACCAGGCACCACGGACCCUCUGGCUUCUCCUUUUCCUCUUUGACACAGACCCUUCCCUGUAAAAAGGAAGAGGAAGACUCACUGACCCCCCACAUUAAAGAGGAAGAGGAGGAACACAGCAUCAGUCAGGAGGGAGAUCAUCUUGAAGGACUGGUGGAGUUCCCAGUGACUGGUGUCUCUGUGAAGAGUGAAGAUGAUGAGGUCAAAGGUGAAAGUGAGGAGAAGAGAGAGGCGGAGCCUCCAAGCAGCAGCUCAACACAACACAUGACAACAGAAGCUGAUGGAGACCACUGUGGAGGAUCACAAGCAGACAAGAUCUUAGCUCCACUAUCAGAUAGUGAGGACACAACGUCACACUCUCCUGACACUGAUGAUGAACACUCUAAAGAUGAUGCAACAUGUCACACUGACAACACUCACUUCACAUGUUCUCACUGUGACAAAACCUUUAAUGACCAUUGCAAUUUGAAAGUACACAUUAAAACACACACUGGUGAAAAACCUUUUUCUUGUUCAUUCUGUGGUAAAGGUUUUACACAAAAGCGAUCUUUGAAAAUACACAUGAGAAUACACACUGGUGAAAAACCCUUUUCCUGUUCAACCUGUGGUAAAGGUUUUACACAAAGUCAACAUUUGAAAGGACUCAUGAGAACACACACUGGUGAAAAUCCCUUUUCCUGUUCAACUUGUGGUAAAGGUUUUACACAAAGUCAACAUUUGAAAGUACACAUGAGAACACACACUGGUGAAAAACCUUUUUCCUGUUCAACUUGUGGUAAAGGUUUUACACAAAGUCACAGUGUGAAAAGACACAUGAGAACACACACUGGUGAAAAACCCUUUUCCUGUUCAAACUGUGGUAAAGGUUUUACACAAAGUCAAUAUUUGAAAGUCCACAUGAGAAUACACACUGGUGAAAAACCUUUUUCCUGUUCAACUUGUGGUAAAGGUUUUACACAAAGUCACAGUGUGAAAAGACACAUGAGAAAACACACUGGUGAAAAACCAUUUUCUUGUUCAAUCUGUGGUAAAGGUUUUACUAAAAGGCAAUCUUUGAAAAGACACAUGAGAAGACACCCAGGAGAGAAAGUGUUGAGUUGCAGUGUGUGUGGUGAAAGAUUGUCUUCUAAGUACCAGUGUAAGAAACACAAGUGUGCUGGUGAGAACAGCAGCAGCAAAUGAAACUGCAGGAUUUGAAAUAAACUGUCAAGACUUUAAUGUUGACUUUCUAACAACAUCAGCACAUAUAACAUGUGUGACAUCAUUGUUGUUUGUGUAACUAUCUUUUUAAUAUGCUUCUACAUUUAUAGAUUAGAUAGUUUGAAAUAUUGAAGUAUUCCAUAUUUGUAUUUCUACUUGGUAAUGAUCCCAUAGAUGAUCACCUUUAUAUGAUGUACAUAUGUACUGGUUCACAUGUGAAACAUCUUCUGGACCACUUCAGGAAGCAUAUUAUUAUUUACUUUAUACAUCAUUUGAACACUUGUCUUUUAUACCAUUUUAAAAUGUGUGACUUUAUGAAUUAUUUGUUGGGUCUCUAUAAUCCAUUUUAUUAAUGAUCUUUAUUACUCUCUUUUGUAAUAUGAUGAUUGUUUUAUAUGUAUGUCCCCAGACCUUUAUGCAAUAUAAAAGUGAGAGAAAAAGGCUGAAUUGUUUGUGGAAGGAUGUUUAUUUUGUAUUUUUACAAACUUACAUUCGUGGAUAAAACAAAAAUUCCCAUUAUUGGGUUUUAAACAUUUUUAAUGUAUGUUUUCUUUUUAAACAUCCCCAAAACAAUAUCAAUAUCAAUCAAAGUUUGGAGUGUCAGGCACAAGCCAGUAUUGUACAUCA
Molecule: messenger RNA, 1832 nt
Organism: Nerophis lumbriciformis (worm pipefish)
Lineage: Eukaryota; Metazoa; Chordata; Actinopteri; Syngnathiformes; Syngnathidae
Biological process (GO): negative regulation of transcription by RNA polymerase II; regulation of immune system process; regulation of cytokine production
Cellular component (GO): nucleoplasm
Molecular function (GO): RNA polymerase II cis-regulatory region sequence-specific DNA binding; DNA-binding transcription repressor activity, RNA polymerase II-specific
Source: RefSeq, a predicted model, not a curated record